AAGUAAAUCAGGUGUGGAGCUUAUGUGACACCCCUUUGUUUACUAUCACAUAUGGAAGCGCAACAGGAAUCUAUAGCUGCUUUGGAGGCCGAAAUUCGCGAGCUGCAGGCUUCUCUACAGCGUAAGAAGGAUGAACUCCAUUCCCUCAAACAAUCCACGGUCACAGCGGGAAAGCUAACCAACAAUGACAUCGCGAGGUAUAGCCGGCAAAUAAUCCUUCCACAGGUUACAGUCGCCGGCCAACUCAAGCUAAAAGCGUCUUCCGUCCUGAUAGUUGGUGCCGGUGGUCUUGGUUGCCCUGCAGGACUUUACCUGGCAAGCGCCGGAAUUGGGGAGCUGGGCAUUGUUGACUAUGACACGGUCGAAGUGAAUAACUUACAUCGCCAGGUCCUCCACAGUGAGCUUACACUGAAUUUGCCAAAGGCCCAGUCAGCUCGGGCUGCGCUGCAACAAAUAAAUUCCCAGUUGAAAGUGAGGACCUACGAGGUCCAGUUGAAGAGCGAAAAUGCGCUGGAGAUCCUUCAACCUUACGAUAUUGUCCUGGACUGCACUGACAACGUUGCGACGCGGUAUUUGCUGAAUGAUGCAUGCGUUCUGCUGAAAAAGCCUUUGGUGUCGGGGAGCGCGUUACAGUUUGAAGGCCAACUGACAAUUUAUAAUUACAACGGAGGCCCCUGUUAUCGGUGCAUUUUCCCUACGCCGCCUCCUCCAGAAACAGUGACGAAUUGUGGCGAUGGCGGGGUCCUUGGAGCAGUUACAGGCGUAAUUGGCUCCCUACAAGCCUUGGAAGCGGUUAAAGUUCUACUGAAACUCGAUGGCACCCUUGCUGGUCGCUUGCUCAUUUUUGAUGGUACGGCGUCCUCCUUCCGAAACGUAAAGUUGCGGCCGAGAAGAGAAGACUGUGCUGUCUGCUCAGCCAAAGCAACAAUCACAAAACUAAUUGACUACGAACAAUUUUGUGGAAUGCGAGCAUCAGAUAAGGACAUGGCACUGAAGGUAUUGCAAUCCGAUGAACGUAUUUCUGUGGAAGACUUAAAAUCUAUUCGUGACUCUCGUAAGCCGCACUUGGUGAUCGACGUCCGAAACCCGCUCGAAUUUGAAAUUUGUCAUAUUGAGGGCUCCGUCAACAUUCCUCUGAAGCAGAUUAUAGAAGAUAAAGGUCUUGACGAUCUAAAGCAGCGAACAAGUGGCGGAAUUCCAGUUUUUGUUUUUUGCCGCCGUGGAAACGAUUCCCAAUUGGCUGUGAAACACCUGAGAAAAAAAUUGGAGGGCGUAGCUGAGGCAAAAGACGUUGUCGGGGGCCUGCAUGCUUGGCAUUACAGAAUAGACAAUAACUUUCCUAUUUACUGACGAAGUGGUUCUUGAUUUAAAAUAAAUAAUUUUCUAUUGUA
Messenger RNA from Hermetia illucens (black soldier fly), 1391 nucleotides. It is a transcript of the gene Uba4, whose product is annotated as adenylyltransferase and sulfurtransferase MOCS3. Lineage: Eukaryota; Metazoa; Arthropoda; Insecta; Diptera; Stratiomyidae. Gene Ontology annotation, biological process: protein urmylation; tRNA wobble position uridine thiolation. The coding region runs from base 52 to 1350 and encodes 432 amino acids. Gene Ontology annotation, molecular function: thiosulfate-cyanide sulfurtransferase activity; adenylyltransferase activity; URM1 activating enzyme activity. Gene Ontology annotation, cellular component: cytosol; cytoplasm. The transcript has 6 exons. The record is from RefSeq and is a predicted model, not a curated record.